Messenger RNA from Dalotia coriaria, 2169 nucleotides. Its product is annotated as UPAR/Ly6 domain-containing protein qvr-like. The record is from RefSeq and is a predicted model, not a curated record. The transcript is spliced from 4 exons. Gene Ontology annotation, biological process: regulation of synaptic transmission, cholinergic; positive regulation of voltage-gated potassium channel activity; sleep. NCBI's taxonomy places the organism in Eukaryota, Metazoa, Arthropoda, Insecta, Coleoptera, Staphylinidae. The coding region runs from base 864 to 1349 and encodes 161 amino acids.
GGACGUUCGGGCACACGGGCACCAGUGCCGCAGUGACAGCGCUCCACCAGCAUUUGCACGGCGCAAAUCCGCACCGCACCGCAGAGAGCGCAUCGCGACCAGGUUAAAUGGUCCGCCUUGGCGCAUCCUGAAUCCAUCAGACUGCGCGUUGCCCAACGGCCGAGAAAAGUCACCGAAAGGAUACCAGCGGCUUGUGAACCCGGAAGGCAAGCGACCAGCGCUCGCAGCUCAUUCGUACACGAACGAUACAUAUCCAGAAUCAAUCCUUAUACAGGAUAGAGCGCAAUAUUUAAUUUCGAUGUGAUCAAACCACACAAUUUAAACUUAAACUUUUAACCUUCCCCAAGAAACCACCGUUCACUUCUUGGUUCUACUCAAUCUACAACCAUCUUAAUAAUAAUUUAUUUAAAUAAUAAAAAAUGUGAAAUCCUCAGUGUUCUUAUGCCCCGUCAGCAAUAAGUUAAUUUACCAUCAUCAUAUUGAUGGUCCUGACAUCUUCAUUGGUAAAAUGAAUGUGUUUCCGAAAUAAUUAUAUUAAUUAAGUGUGCGGAAUUAAAACAGACACCGAGAUUAAAAGUGGAAAGUGGAGCAACAGCAGAGCUUGACGGUGUGGCAAGGACGAAUCAAGGAUAAACGGAUAACAGCCUUGAAAAGUGGGUGUGCUAACACGCAUGCAUAUCUUGCUCGUUUAUGUCAAAAUGUUGCGGAAGAAUUUUGGUCGCCUCCACCAUGUUUAAUUAAUUGCGAAUGUUUUUGGGAUUAGUUUCAAGGAGUGCAAUUUGCAACGUCUGGACUACAAAUGAAUCAAUAUAAUUGAUUUUGAAAGGAACCAGCGACUGGACAGAUCGCAAGGAUCAUCAAGGAUGAAUGUAUAUUAUAAAUAUUUCAUCGCUGUUACAGUUGUAUUGAUGACGUUAUUCGCGUUCGGUGACUUGUCGCGUUGUAAACGAAGCAAUUCCCGCCAGAUCUUCUGCUACGAAUGCGACAGCUGGAGCGAUCCACGCUGCAAGGACCCCUUCAACUAUACCCUGCUACCCAAGGAUCAGCCACCGCUGACGACAUGCAACGGGUGCUGUGUUAAGAUGGUACGACAUGCUCGGACACCUUACGAAGUGGUGCGACGCACCUGCACGUCGCAACUACAGAUCAACCUCUUUAUGGUCGAUCACGUGUGCAUGAUGGAAAGUAGCGGCACUGGUCACAUGUGCUUCUGUGAGGAGGACAUGUGCAAUAGAUCACCCAAACAAUCGAUUCCGCCAACGGCGGCAGUCGUCUUCCUUCCCGUCCUUCUAACUGUGCUCGCAUCCCAAUCGCUGCUGGCCGGUGGGCGACGUUUGCUUGACCGAUGAUACACUGGCGCCCUCUGGCCACGCUUCCACCUCCAACCUUAAAUUUCGUUUGUUUAAAUAGAAAAAUUGAUUGGCAAAAUUUGGCCGGUGGUUUUAUACGAUUUGGACUGGAUGUUUCGACAAACGAUACCAACCCACUUUUGCCCAUCUUUCUAUUAGACCUGAUUUAGUUAUUUGCAUUUCUUGGAUGAUUGAUUUGGUGAUUUAUUCGUAUUGAAUAUGCUGGCGUGAUCUAUAUGAUAUAUACGUAUUGAUAGAUGACUUAUGCAACCAUGCAAGCAAGCACUACUGUAGGCUGCAGUGCGGCGAAUAAUUUUGACUUUUGAUGCGCGGUUUGAUAUUCUGCAUGUGCAUAAUUAAAUACCAUUGACGCCUGUGGUAUUAUAAACGUUUAACAGGCAAAUAUAUAAAAUUUACAUCAAGUAAAUUCAAUAACAGCUGAAAAACAAACAUUUAUAAUACCCUGGCAUUACACUCGUAGCUUUUAGUUUAAUUUUAGUAGAACUAGUUUAAAUUACACGUGAGAAAAUGUUUUGAGCGUGUCAAUGAAUUGCAUGUGAAAAGAAUUAAAACUCUCAGUAUAUUUUCUCACGAUACACAAUUUGUUAAGAUUUUCACAUCGUUCACAUUUGUAAAUAUAUAAUUUGAAGUAGGCAACCAAGUUGACAUAACCGAACACAUUGAAAUUGUCAUGAUACCAAACACACUCGAAUAAUCAGAGAAACAAUGAGCUUACACACAUUGAUCGCUUCAAGUAGAUUAUAUAUAGUUAAUUAAUUAAGAGUGGCAAGCUAUUAAAAUUAAAAUGCUAUUGAUAGCG